AUGGAAAUUUACCGUUUGCACGAGAAAAAGAAAUCGUUGCUCUCCAGUAUAGUUAGGCUAAAAUCUGAUCCCAACUUUACUCUGAAUGAUAAAGUUAACGAGAGUGACAUCAUUAAUAUUAGUGACGUCAUGGUCGAUGACGUCACCAAAGUUGGCGACGAUAACAAUACUGACCUGAUUGAUUCAGUCCAACGGCCAUCCAUGAAGGAUUCUGCGGUCAGUGAUUCCGCUAGUGGAUCAUUAGGUACUGAUUGGGUGAAAAAGAUACACAAUCCGCUCGUAAAGACACCCUCCAGGGACGAAGAGGUACAAGUGAAUAUGAGCAGAGAGGAUGUUUAUGGAAUGUUGGGGUUCUUGCAACGCGAUCUUGACAAGCUACGAACAGCCUUGGAUCAGAAGGGGAGUGCUAGGAGUAAGGUGGAGAAAGAUGAUGACAGCAAUGUUCACGGUGAGUACUUUAUUCAUGCUGGAUAGUUCUUUCAGUUCUAAACUGUUCUUCCUAGAGAUCAAGUAAAGAUCAUUGAUCGAUCCAGUGUUACUACAGGAGGGAACCCAAAGUAAACUAACUUUAUAUAUAUACUGGAUAGCUAUUUCAGUUCUAAACUGUCCUUCCUAAAAAUCAAUUAAGGAUUAUCUCUUAUUGAUCCAGUGUUACUACAAGAGGAAACCUAAACUAAACUAACUUUAUUUAUACUGGAAUCAUGUAGCUCUAUCAGUUCUAAACUGUUCUUUUUAGAGGUCCAGUAAGAAUCAUCUCUUAUUGAUCCAGUGUUACUACAGGGGGAAACCUAAACUAAACUACUGUAACUUUAUUUAUACUGGAUAGCUUUUUCAGUUCUAAAUUGUUCUCCCUAGCUAGUGUCAAACUCGAGGUUCUCUUCUUGUCUAAUUAGACAACGGUAUAUUGCAGUAAUAUAUAAUACAACCCAAACUCUUAUCGCUCAACUCAUGCAUGGGACAAAGUCAGCUUGUCUGCAGACAAGAUGCGAAGACUAGACUAAUUGUACCAAACUGAUUUUCUUAUUUUUCCAAAUCUAAACACUUGUCCUCGCCAAAAUUCAGUGCAAACGGUUGAACAGCUAAGCAAGGAAUUAAAAGAUCUUGGUCAUCACACUCGUGUACUGGAGGAAAGAUUACAAGAGAGUGAAUCGAUUAGAUGCGAUCUACGCCGUACUAUCUCCAUAGCAACGGAUAUGGCGACAGAAGAGCGACAGAAAUGCGAGGAACUGACGAGAACAAAGGCCGCACUCGAGAAGGAGAUGUUAAAACUAGCGAGAGAAAAUCGCGACCUGCGCGAGGGACUUGAGACUUUGUCACACGCGAGGAAACGACGAAACUCGCGUCCUCCUCGCGCGAGUUUCUCGAGUGAUACCCACGAAGAUAAUGCAUGUCGCGUAAUGUAUCUGCCCCGAGCCAAAGCUCGUAAAAUUUCGGAAAGCGAGUUCUCUGAUUUGGAAAGCCCCGUGGUUAAGUCAAAAAGCUUUCCUCGUACUGCGUGA
Paramuricea clavata is the source of this 1499-nucleotide messenger RNA. The record is from the annotation of a GenBank genome assembly. Lineage: Eukaryota; Metazoa; Cnidaria; Anthozoa; Malacalcyonacea; Plexauridae.